AACAUCCGGAAAGACCCUCGUUGCCCUUGUGAUCGUCCGAACGUGGAUUAACUGCACAGGACCUGCUCUGCAUUUCUGGAAUAAAAAGCUGGAAAACCAGGAACAUGACUUCUUCUUUACCCUUCUUAGACAGCAGCGACCCACGUCUAAAACUCACAGUGGAAAACAGAAUGAGGAAUAUUUUUGUGACACAGUCAGAGGACACCAGACACAGAGUGGAGGAAAAUGUCAAUCACAUACCUGUUGUAACAGAGGCCUCUGGCAGAGUCCUUGAGGCAGGAGUGAACACUUUACAAAAGACCCUGGUUCUGAAAAAACAGGCAGAGCUGGACGAGGUGGACAGACACCUGGCACUCAAACGGCAAGAGUUUAAGAGUCGUGUGGAGGCUCUAGCACAGAGAAGGUCUGAACUGGAAAUCAAACAACAGCAGACUAAAGAAAGGGUGAUGAAAUUUGAGAAGUUUGUGGCUGAAAAUGACGUGAAGCAGCAACAAGCUCUGAAGAAAUAUGAGGUUGCCCUGGAGCAGAAUAACUCAAAGCAGAGAGAUAUAGAAAAUUUAACACAACAACUCAAACAACUUCGAGCCAGACAGCAGGUUUUAAAGGACAGAAUGAACAAAUACAAAAUCUACGAGGACUAUCUGGUGAAAACUCUCGACUAUCUCCCCCGUAAUAACCUCGAUAAUGAGUCAGAGACCAUAGUUAUGCCUAUCAUUCGGCGCCAUGAGACGCUGUCCAUCACCCACCAGGAUCUGCUGCAGCGUUUGGAACAUCUGGAGGUGGAGGUGGAAGAAAACCAGCAGCAACUGCAGACCAUGAAGCAAGAGCACAGCAUAAAGAAACUGAUGGCCAACAAGGAAAUGUCUGAACUCCAAAGUGAGUUAGAAAGCCUCAAAGAGAAGAACAAGCAGACAGAGGUGAACCUGCUGAUGGAACAGGCCCAGUCCAGAGAGAAGGUGACAGAAGUGGGAACCAUUCUCAUGGCGAUCAACAACCUGGCAGAGCAGUGUUAUCUACCAGAAUAUGGACCUCUGGAGAACAUGAAUGUUUUAACAAUGAUGGCCAUGGUUAAGGAGUACAUCUUGGACAAGGCAGACACAGAGAGGCGAGCUCGGAGAUUGAUGGAGUCUGGAUCCGCCAUGACAAGUAAAACGGCUUUGACGGACAAAGAGGGAGGGGGUCGAUGAAACAUAUCAGCAGCAAAACACAACUUAAAAGUUCAAGUAAAGUCAGUAGGAAGAGUGAUACAUUCAGUUGAUGUCGACAUUAAUAUAGACAUUUUUAUUAGUUUAUAACAAUGUUUGGUCUAUUAUGUUUCAUUUCAGUGGUUUUUUAUGUUUUAUAUAUACUUGACAUGAUUUGCAUGUUGUUGUAACAGCAAUUUAAAAUACUGUUCAUUGUAUUUUGCACUGAGAUCUUGCACUGUGUCAAUAACGAAAGGAGCACAACAAGUUUAAAUUGUGAUAAUCAUUAUAAUCACAUUUAUUAGAGCAUCAGAAGUGUGUAAAUCUCUUGUAUGUAAUCAUUUUUGCUUUUUAAAA
This is a messenger RNA of Sphaeramia orbicularis (orbiculate cardinalfish), 1541 nucleotides long. It is a transcript of the gene ccdc197, whose product is annotated as coiled-coil domain containing 197. Bases 105 to 1187 code for a protein of 360 amino acids. Lineage: Eukaryota; Metazoa; Chordata; Actinopteri; Kurtiformes; Apogonidae. The record is from RefSeq and is a predicted model, not a curated record. The transcript is spliced from 9 exons.